AGGCGGCGGCGGGCAGGCGGCCACGGCUCCUCGGUGUCCGGCUGCGGCUCCGGGUCCGCGAUGUCCCACUCGGUGACUCUGCGCGGCCCUUCGCCCUGGGGCUUCCGCCUGGUGGGCGGCCGCGACUUCAGCGCGCCCCUCACCAUCUCGCGGGUCCAUGCUGGCAGCAAGGCUGCGCUGGCUUCGCUGUGCCCAGGAGACCUGAUUCAGGCCAUUAAUGGUGAAAGCACAGAGCUCAUGACACACCUGGAGGCGCAGAACCGCAUCAAAGGCUGCCAGGAUCAUCUCACACUCUCUGUGAGCAGGCCUGAGAACAAGAGCUGGCCCGGUGCCCCAGACGACAAGGCUCAGGCACAUAGGAUCCAUAUCGACCCUGAGGCUCAGGACGGCAGCCCCGUGACCAGCAGGCGGCCCUCAGCCACAGGGAUUGGGCCAGAAGAAAACAGACCAGGCCUGGGAUCUCUGUAUGGACAGCCACCUCACCUUCCCGCCCCUCACAAUGGCAGCAGCAAUGAAUUCAACCUGCCAGCCCAGAUGGGCAACCUGCAUGUGUCUCCACCGCCCAGUGCCGACCCAGCCAGGGGCCUCCCAAGGAACCGGGACUGUAGAGUGGACCUGGGCUCAGAGGUGUACCGGAUGCUAAGGGAGCCAGCUGAGCCCGCCACCGCGGAACCCAAGCAGUCAGGUUCCUUCCGCUAUCUGCAGGGCAUGCUAGAGGCCGGCGAGGGUGGGGAGCGACCUGGGCCUAGUGGUCCCCGGAACCUCAAGCCCACCGCCAGCAAGCUGGGCGCCCCGUUGAGUGGCCUGCAGGGGCUGCCCGAGUGCACGCGCUGCGGCCACGGGAUCGUGGGUACCAUCGUCAAGGCGCGGGACAAACUCUAUCACCCCGAGUGUUUCAUGUGCAGCGACUGCGGCCUGAACCUCAAGCAGCGGGGCUACUUCUUCCUGGACGAGCGGCUGUACUGUGAGAACCACGCCAAGGCGCGCGUCAAGCCCCCCGAGGGCUACGACGUGGUGGCCGUGUACCCCAACGCCAAGGUGGAGCUCGUCUGAGCCCGGGGAGGGCGGAGGGGACACGCCUGUCCCACCCCACCCACCCUGCUUCACUUCAUGUCCCCGCGUGGCCCGUGUAAAUACAUCCCCCCUCACCCCUGCCUCUCUAAUAAAGAUCCCU
This is a messenger RNA of Perognathus longimembris pacificus (Pacific pocket mouse), 1174 nucleotides long. RefSeq names its product PDZ and LIM domain 4 (gene Pdlim4). Gene Ontology annotation, biological process: muscle structure development; actin cytoskeleton organization; heart development. Gene Ontology annotation, cellular component: adherens junction; stress fiber; Z disc. NCBI's taxonomy places the organism in Eukaryota, Metazoa, Chordata, Mammalia, Rodentia, Heteromyidae. Bases 61 to 1053 code for a protein of 330 amino acids. Gene Ontology annotation, molecular function: actin binding; muscle alpha-actinin binding. The record is from RefSeq and is a predicted model, not a curated record. The transcript has 8 exons.